AUGCAGGGAAUGGAGGAGCCCUCAGCCUACCAGGCUGCUGAAUCGUUGGGGGUCCCUCAUGGGAACUAUCCUUUGCACGAGGCCAGCUCCACGAGAGGUAUGAUGCAGGGGAGUUACCAGGGGAGUUACCAUCCUUGCGAACAAGACAAGGAUGAGGCACAGGACAGGUGCAGCACAGGGGCUGCAACACGGAAGGCGAUCCUGAAUGCAGACAUCGCACUCAAGAUCUACUCGUCGAGGAACUCCGACUCGCUCUUCAAGACCGCUGAGAGCGCGGUGAUAGCACGGCACUUCAGUAUCAGCUCCAAGGCAGUGCGAGAUAUCUGGGACAGGAGGACUUGGGCACACGUGACCAUGCCACUCUGGACUGACGAGGAGAGAGCUGAGUAUGAGAGCAUGAACAAGCGAGCUCCUGGCAGGCCGGUCGGAGCGAAGGACUCGCGUCCCAGGAAACGCAGGAAGGACAGGAAAAGGUCACCCUCGCCCUUGCAGGAGCAAACCAGCUCAAGUCCGGUCCAGAGUCAGCAGGGAGUGAGAGAAGCUGCUGCUGCUGCUGCUGCUGCUCCAAAUGCAGAAGCAGCAUACGACAUCAACGAGCAAGAUAUGAGGGGAUCCUUGUACCAGUAUGAAGGAUUCCAGACUAUACAAAGCGCACGCAACAGCGUUAAUCAGGUCGGUUCAGGUUCAAUGGAAGACCUGGCUGAUACGAGUGUCAAUAAUUUCAAUGACAAUGAGACGGUGAGUUGCUGCUUCAAGCAAUCUAUUGGAGACGCCAUGGACAAUGAGGUUCUCCCUCCUCCGGAGAAUGAGCAAGAGGAAAAUGGCAGCCCUGGCAAUGUCGUAAACGAAAAUGACCCGUGCUUCUCGUUCCUUACCUACCAGCAGGAUGAGCAACAGGAGAUCUUUCAGGAUGGCGGGGAGAACGGAGGAACCAAUGGCCAAUCAGGUGGUUCCUCAAAGAAUUCUUCUCCCAACCCUUUGCAGGACAGCCCCGAAUGGUUUGUACAGUCAAGUGCAGAAGACAUUCAGGCUUACGUGGCAAUAGCACGCAACAGCGACUCCAGUGAUUGGUAA
This is a messenger RNA of Guillardia theta CCMP2712, 1074 nucleotides long. RefSeq lists its product as hypothetical. The coding region runs from base 1 to 1074 and encodes 357 amino acids. NCBI's taxonomy places the organism in Eukaryota, Cryptophyceae, Pyrenomonadales, Geminigeraceae. The record is from RefSeq and is a predicted model, not a curated record. The transcript has a single exon.